UUUUAAUGGCAUUAAAAUGAGCUGAAGUCCCACCCCUGGGAGGUUCAGGAAAUAGCACCUCCUGUGUUUUGUAAAGCUUUUUGACAAGCAGGAUCACAAAAAUUUCACAGAUACAGUUGUCAUAACCAAGAAACAUGACAGAGGACCCAGGAACUGUGGCUGCUACAACAUCAGAUUACAGUGAUUACUUUGAGAGUACUGAUGACUAUGGAUCACCAUGCAACAAUGGAAACACAAAGGCCUUCAGUGAGGUUUUCCUUCCAACCCUGUACAGCUUAGUUUUCAUACUUGGCUUCAUCGGAAAUGGACUGGUAGUGUGGGUCCUGAUCAGAUACCGUCAAAAAUCCAACAUGACAGAUGUGUGCCUCUUCAACCUAGCCCUAUCUGACCUACUCUUUCUUGUGUCACUCCCUUUUUGGGCUCAAAGUGCCAUUGAUGAGUGGGUUUUUGGCAAAUUCAUGUGUCAUUUCAUAACAGGUCUCUUCACGUUGGGUCUGUACGGUAGCAUAUUCUUCAUGGUCCUUAUGACACUGGAUCGCUAUGUUGUCAUCGUCCAUGCCCAUAGUAUCUUUUCCAGAAAUCGGUCUGUAAAAAUGGGUUUGGUUCUGGCCUCAUUUGUAUGGAUGCUCAGUCUGUUUGUAUCCCUCCCUAAUAUUAUUUUUGCCCAAUCGAAACAUGAGACAAACACCAAAGCAUCAUGCAAAUCUGAAUUUCCUAAGGAUACAGCCUGGAUGUCAUUUACUUAUCUUAAGAUGAACCUCCUGACCUUGAUCAUCCCUCUGAUUAUUAUGAGCUUUUGCUAUUCCCGGAUCAUCCCUACUCUGCUCAGCAUAAAAUCACAAAAAAGGCACAAAGUCGUCAGACUCAUCUUGGCUGUGGUGGUAGUUUAUUUCCUCUUCUGGACUCCAUACAACAUUGUCGUGUUUCUUAUGUACCUGCAGAAGCAUGGCUAUUUGCUUGCUUGUGAGUGGCAUACUAGUUUAAGCCUUGCCAUGCAGUGGGUGGAAACAAUCGCCUUAAGCCACUGUUGCCUCAACCCUAUCAUCUAUGCCUUUGCCGGACAGAAGUUCAGAAGAGCAGUUCUUAAAGUCCUAAAAGAGCAGUUUCCAUUGUGCUUUAACCAAUGCGCCACUUUCUCUCAACAGUUAUCUGAACGUAGAAGUUCAGUCUUCAGCAAAUCUACUGAAUAUUCUUCCACACAGAUUGCAUAGAGCAAACCUAUUCCCCCAGAGUUAUUUUUAGUGUUUUUUUUUCUUUACCGUCCAUAAGUUCUCCUUUUUAUUGAAUGUAUAUUGAGUUCUUGAAAGUUGUCUUUGUUCUGUUUUUUGACAAAUUUCUUAACAAUAAUGAUAUAUGUUAAGUAGGAGAGUGCGGAAGUUGAAGUUAUUGCAAAUGUAUUCUUUGUGCAUGUAUAUUGCUCAUAUUUUAGAAAUGUGAAGGAUACCGAUAAUUAAGAAAUUAAUGAUUGCAUCAGGAAUUUUAAAUAAACUCACUGUUAGUCUUUG
This is a messenger RNA of Cyprinus carpio (common carp), 1505 nucleotides long. RefSeq names its product C-C chemokine receptor type 2-like. NCBI's taxonomy places the organism in Eukaryota, Metazoa, Chordata, Actinopteri, Cypriniformes, Cyprinidae. Gene Ontology annotation, molecular function: chemokine receptor activity. The record is from RefSeq and is a predicted model, not a curated record. Gene Ontology annotation, biological process: G protein-coupled receptor signaling pathway; chemotaxis; immune response. Gene Ontology annotation, cellular component: membrane.